This is a messenger RNA of Mytilus californianus (California mussel), 1877 nucleotides long. RefSeq names its product zinc finger protein 227-like. Bases 513 to 1625 code for a protein of 370 amino acids. Gene Ontology annotation, biological process: regulation of transcription by RNA polymerase II. The record is from RefSeq and is a predicted model, not a curated record. Gene Ontology annotation, cellular component: nucleus. NCBI's taxonomy places the organism in Eukaryota, Metazoa, Mollusca, Bivalvia, Mytilida, Mytilidae. Gene Ontology annotation, molecular function: RNA polymerase II cis-regulatory region sequence-specific DNA binding; DNA-binding transcription activator activity, RNA polymerase II-specific. The transcript is spliced from 2 exons.
GUUAUCUCCCUUUGGUAAUGUUAUUAUUCUGCUGUGAAACAAAGAUGACAUAUUUUUGUAUUUGACUACAACAUGUACAAGAAAAGGUUCCAUGCCACUCAAAGAAAAUGAGUUGAAAACAGUGUACAGAAACAGAUGAAUUGUCAGACAUCACAAAAUCAGAAAAAUCUGUAAUUACCUCCCUUGAUCAAACUACAGUUUAGUUUAUAUUGGAAACAUCACCUUUCAUGCUGGAGGAAACAAUCAGGAUAUUGAUGCUGCAUUAGAAAAGGAACGCAUGAAAAAAUAUUAUGCUGAGUUGGACAAAUCUGUCAAAACACAUAAUGCAGAAUUUGAGCAACACACUCACAGAUUCAUAUGAGAUCACACUGAUGAUAAACCAAACAAAUGAAAUGUAUGUGGUUUAAGCAUUGAGCCAGAGCCAACUUUUGCAGAGACAGACUAGAAUACACACGAAUGAUAAACCUGAAAUAGGUGAUAAAUUUAGUAAUGGUUUAAACUUACAAAUUAAGAUGAGAUCACAUACGGAUGAUAAACCAUAUAAAUGUGAUAUAUGUGGUAAAGAGUUUGCUCAUAGUUCAGCCUUAAGGAGACACAUAAGAACACACACUGGUGAUAAACCUUAUAGAUGUGAUGUAUGUGGUAAAAGUUUUGCUCACUGUUCAAACUUAAACAGCCACAUAAGAACACAUACUGGUGAUAAACCGUAUAAAUGUGAUAUGUGUGGUAUUGGAUUUGCUCAAAGUUCAGCCUUGGGGAUACACAUAAGAACACACACUGGUGACAAACCGUAUAAAUGUAAUAUCUGUGGUAAAAGGUUCACUCAAAGUCCAAGCUUAUGGAGACAUAUAAGAACACACACUGGUGAUAAACCUUAUAGAUGUGAUAUAUGUGGUAAAGGGUUUACUCAGAGUUAUGAUAUGCAGAGACACAUGAGAAUACACACUGGUGAUAAACCGUAUAAAUGUGAUGUAUGUGGUAAAGCAUUUGCUCAAAAUUCAACGUUGCAGAGACACUCGAGAACACAUAUCGAUGAUAAACCUUUUAUAGGUGAUGAGUUAAGUCAUAUGUCAAACUUACAAAACUUACAAAAGAUGAAAUUACAUACUGGUGAUAAACCUGAAACAUGUAAUAUAUGUCAUAAAGGGUUUGCUGAUAGUUCAGCAUUGCAGAGACACACGAGAACACACAUUGAUGAUAAACCUUAUAUAGAUGAUGAGUUUAGUCAUAUUUCAACCUUAAAAAACUUACAAAAGAUGAAAUCACAUACUGGUGAUAAACCUAAUAUAACAUGUGGUAUAUGCGGUAAAAGUUUUGCUCAUAGUUCAACCUUAGUGAUACACAUAAGAACACACACUGGUGAUAAACCUUAUAAAUGUGAUGUAUGCAGUAAAAGAUUUGCUCAGAAUUCAAACUUAAGGACGCACAUAAGAACACACACUGGUGAUAAACCGUAUGAAUGUGAUAUGUGUGGUAAAGGGUUUGUUGUUUCUUCAAACUUGCACAAACACAUGAGAACACACACUGUUUAUACACCUUAUAAAUGUGAUAUUUGUGGUAAAGGGUUUAAUCAAAGAAUAAACUUAGAUAUACAUAUGAGAACACACACUGGUGAUAAACCUUAGAAAUGUGAUUAUGUGUUAAAGGGCUUAGUGAUAAUUCAACAUUGCAGAGAGACAUGAGAAUACAUACUUACUGGUGAUAAAACUUAUAAAUGUGAUGUGUGUAUUAGAGAGUUUGGUGAUCGUUCAAGCUGGCAGAAACACACGAAAGACAUAUUUCUGAUAAUUUAACUUAAUAAAUUGAUAUGUGUCAACUUAAGAAAUGUGAUAUUUAUUGUAAAGAGUUACACAGGAUUGGCAAUGUUGAUAGGCCUU